UAUUCCCUUGCAUCUCCAUUUUCCCUUCCCCUCUCCGUGCGGUUUCGAAGGAAGGGAAGAAGCGGAGGCCUCUCUCGCCCCAUCCCUCUCGAUCUCUCCACCUCUUUCGCGAUCUCCAGCUGAAGGAAAGAUGGGGUUGUCGUUCGCAAAGCUCUUUAGCCGCCUGUUUGCGAAGAAGGAGAUGAGGAUCCUGAUGGUCGGGCUUGAUGCCGCUGGUAAGACCACAAUUCUUUACAAGCUCAAGCUUGGAGAGAUCGUCACCACCAUUCCAACCAUUGGAUUCAAUGUGGAGACCGUUGAGUACAAAAACAUUAGCUUCACUGUAUGGGAUGUUGGUGGUCAGGACAAGAUCAGACCUCUGUGGAGGCAUUACUUCCAGAACACACAGGGCCUUAUUUUCGUUGUUGACAGCAAUGACCGUGAUCGUGUUGUUGAGGCAAGAGAUGAACUCCACAGGAUGCUAAAUGAGGAUGAGUUACGGGAUGCUGUCUUGCUUGUGUUUGCUAACAAACAAGACCUUCCAAAUGCAAUGAAUGCUGCUGAAAUCACUGAUAAGCUUGGUCUGCAUUCCCUGCGUCAGCGACACUGGUACAUACAGAGCACUUGUGCCACAUCUGGUGAGGGCUUAUACGAGGGGCUCGACUGGCUUUCUAGCAACAUUGCCAGCAAGUAACCAAGGUUGCUUGGAGGGGCGCAUGACAGCAUCAGUAUUAUGGAAUUUUCCACAUUGUUGCACGCUUUUGGGACACAUCGAAACCAACGCAACUUAUAAUGUUUCACUUGAAUGGGUCAACUUUUUCCCUUGUCUUAUGCUUUUUCAAAACCUAAGUAAUACUCUGACAGUAAAAUAACCGUGUUGGCUACCUUACACCUGUUCUAUGUUUAUGAAUUCUUUUUGCUGGUAUGCUACUCGCUUUGUUGAAUA
Messenger RNA from Musa acuminata subsp. malaccensis (wild Malaysian banana), 925 nucleotides. RefSeq names its product ADP-ribosylation factor 2-B. Gene Ontology annotation, cellular component: cytoplasm. Gene Ontology annotation, biological process: vesicle-mediated transport; intracellular protein transport. Gene Ontology annotation, molecular function: GTPase activity; GTP binding. Lineage: Eukaryota; Viridiplantae; Streptophyta; Magnoliopsida; Zingiberales; Musaceae. The record is from RefSeq and is a predicted model, not a curated record.